Coniophora puteana RWD-64-598 SS2 is the source of this 513-nucleotide messenger RNA. RefSeq lists its product as uncharacterized. The transcript has a single exon. Lineage: Eukaryota; Fungi; Basidiomycota; Agaricomycetes; Boletales; Coniophoraceae. The record is from RefSeq and is a predicted model, not a curated record. The annotation marks the transcript as partial.
CCACUUCCACGGCCUCCGGAUUCUGAAUUUCGGAACAAACUCGCAACCGACACCAUCCGGCAGCACCCCGAACUGUUCAAAAUCGUAUCCCCAAUCAAUGUGGAACGGUUUGAAAAGUUGCUCGAAGGCCAUCCAAACCGCGCCUUUGUGCAGUCGGUGUGCGCCGGUUUCCGAAAUGGCUUCUGGCCGUUCGCUCGAGACCGACCGGACGGCUACCCAGACACCUGGGACGAAUCCCAGUCGGAUAUCAACAACCCAGAGCACCUAGAGUUUCUGAACUCACAGAUUCUCGAGGAAGUCGGGUUGGGACGUUUCUCACCGGCCUUUGGGCCCGAUCUUCUUCCUGGCAUGUACAGCUCGCCGGUGCAUGUUGUCCCUAAGCCGGGCUCGUCGAAGCUUCGCCUAGUCACGGACCAGAGCGCGGGAGACUUCUCCCCGAACUCACUCAUAGACAAGCGGGAUAUCGCAGGGGCUUGCCUGGACAACAUAAGGGACCUCGGUUACGCGCUGAGG